AUGAAAAGGCUAGGAAUUAUUGAGCAUGUAGGAACCAGUAAGUGGGCCUCGCCCAUUGUUCCCGUGCCAAAGGCAGACGGAAGCGUUCGAAUUUGUGAAAAUUUUCGAGUUACAAUCAACUUCGCUUUGGAAGUAGAGCAGGACCCUCUUCCUAGACCGGAGGACAUAUUUGCAACGUUUUCAGGAGGUCAGCAAUUUUCAAUAUUGGAUCUGGAAUGCGCGUACCUGCUAGUGGAAUUGGAUGCGAAAUCCAGGUCAUACGUGACUAUCAACACGCACAAGGGGCUAUUUAGGUACACACGGUUACCGUUUGGGGUAGCCAGGGCGCCAGCAAUAUUCCAGCAAGUUAUGGAACAAGUAUUGCAUGGGAUACCAAAUGUGGCUUGCUACCUUGAUGACAUUCUGAUCAAAGGAAAAAAUGAGGUUGAACAUUUGCAAAAUCUGACAGCAGUUUUCGAGAGGCUUCGUAACUGUGGGCUACGUUUGAAGAAGAACAAAUGCCAAUUCAUGGAAAACAAAGUGGCUUAUCUGGGAUAUCGAAUAUCAAGUGAAGGUCUGCGAACAGCUCAGUCCAAAGGUGAAGGCCGUAAUAGAUGCACCAACUCCAAGGAAUCUCUCUCAACUGAAAUCAUUUUUGGGAUUAGUGAAUUACUAUGCUCGAUUUCUUCCAAGUUUGGCAGAAGUAUGUCAUCUACUGAAUGA
This is a messenger RNA of Corticium candelabrum, 702 nucleotides long. RefSeq lists its product as uncharacterized. The coding region runs from base 1 to 702 and encodes 233 amino acids. Lineage: Eukaryota; Metazoa; Porifera; Homoscleromorpha; Homosclerophorida; Plakinidae. The transcript has a single exon. The record is from RefSeq and is a predicted model, not a curated record.